This is a messenger RNA of Mesorhabditis belari, 1167 nucleotides long. The record is from the annotation of a GenBank genome assembly. NCBI's taxonomy places the organism in Eukaryota, Metazoa, Nematoda, Chromadorea, Rhabditida, Rhabditidae.
AUGGCCGAAAAUCUGACGGGAGUUCGGGCCGCGUUGGCACGGUGUCUUACCGACGAUCAACUCAAAUUAGGCUACAGUGAAUUAGGUCGAAUAUUGAUUGGGUACAUUGUUCCAAUUGUCGCCGCGCUCGGCAUCAGUGGAAAUCUACUCAAUCUAACAGUGUUGUUAGCGAAAAAGAUGAGAACAAGAUCGAACUCACUGCUUGCCAGUCUUGCUCUCGUCGACAUCAUCUUCUUGAUUUCAUUUCUCCCUGAAUGUAUGGCUAAUCAUCAUUUUUUCUAUACAAACACAAUCUUCCGGCAAUUCUAUUUCUACGGUCAUGUUUACCGGCUGCACUUCCAAAAUUGGUUCUCCGCAGCGGCAAUUUGGAUGAUCCUAAUCAUUUGUGCUGAGCGCCUUCUCGGCAUCCGUAACCCACUCUCCACCCGGACUCACGCGUCGAUUAUGGCACCGAAAUUUCUUGUUUCAUUCACUGUGGUCUUCACUGGAUUGCUCACUUCACACUAUCAUUUCACAUUCAUUUGCAAAUCUCGUCUCUUCUGCAAUGGUAGCCAAUUCCAAGGGAUCUGUCUGAACGUCGAUUCGCCACUUUGGUUCGGUCAGCGGCCGAAUCCAAAUUCGAUGGCGUUACGACUUUUUGCCCGGUACAGUCUCGAGAUCCAAGCUCUGGUCAUCGUUUUUUUGCCAGUCCUCCUCGUAAUCUUCUCAAACGCUCUACUACUCUUAACACUACGCAAAAGAACUCGUUUCUUGCGUAUCGGCGCUGGUUCGGAGGCAAUGACGUCAAUACAAAUCAAAAAAGAGCAAAGAGUGACACUAACUGUUUGUGCUAUUGUCACUUGCUUCACAAUAACACAAGCUCCAUCAGCGGUGGUUCCUGUAAUCGCGACCAUCACCGGCUCUGACUAUAUUACAGGGAUAAUUAUCGUUGCAACGAUGGUUGUUGUGGGGAAAGCGUUGAAUUUCAUCCUCUUCUGUCUCUCAUCGUCCAACUUUCGUCAACGAUUGCUCUUCCGAACAAAAGAACUCGCAAACAAUAGUGCUAUCCGAAAUAGCCCUCAAGGAGCAACAGCUCGUUUACUCAAUUAUGGUAGAAGGGGCACACUCACUUCAGUUCACAUUCCAACCGUUCGAUCAGCGCCAAAAUUAAACUCGAUCAUUGAUGGA